AUACAGACUGCUUCUACAAACAUUUGUGAAAGAGUGUGCAAUAAGUCCAUAUGUGAAAUUUCCUUGCUACUAAAUAUUCCGUGGUCAACUGUUAGUGGUAUUAUAACAAAGUGGAAGCAGCUGGGAACAAUAGCAACUCAGGAAAAAAGGGGUAGGCCACAUAAAAUGACAGAGCGGUGUCAGCACAUGCUGAAGCGCACAGUGCGCAGAUGUUGCAAACUGUCUGCAGAGUCAAUAGCUAAAGACCUCCAAACUUCAUGUGGCCUUCAGAUUAGCACAACAACAGUGCAUAGAGAGCUUCAUGGAUUGGGUUUUCAU
Staurois parvus is the source of this 318-nucleotide messenger RNA. NCBI's taxonomy places the organism in Eukaryota, Metazoa, Chordata, Amphibia, Anura, Ranidae. The record is from the annotation of a GenBank genome assembly.